Messenger RNA from Solea solea (common sole), 2340 nucleotides. It is a transcript of the gene calm3a, whose product is annotated as calmodulin 3a (phosphorylase kinase, delta). The transcript is spliced from 6 exons. The coding region runs from base 203 to 652 and encodes 149 amino acids. The record is from RefSeq and is a predicted model, not a curated record. NCBI's taxonomy places the organism in Eukaryota, Metazoa, Chordata, Actinopteri, Pleuronectiformes, Soleidae. Gene Ontology annotation, molecular function: calcium ion binding.
GACAAGUGAAGCUUAACAGCACACACCGUGACCGGCGUCGUUGGAUUGAGGUUUCCGGGCAACUCUGCUGCUAAGCUGACACAUUCACGGACACAUAUUUUAACACAGUUCGAUAUUAUUAAUUAUUUUUACUCGUAUUACACAUCUCAACUCAAGCUGUCUGUCGAGUCGUCUCCACUGAAGUAGGAAAUUCACAGGGACAAUGGCCGACCAGUUGACUGAGGAGCAGAUUGCUGAGUUCAAGGAGGCAUUCUCACUGUUUGACAAGGAUGGUGAUGGUACUAUCACUACAAAAGAGCUUGGAACUGUGAUGCGCUCUCUGGGACAGAACCCCACUGAGGCCGAGCUGCAGGACAUGAUCAAUGAGGUGGAUGCUGAUGGUAAUGGGACAAUUGACUUUCCUGAGUUCCUGACCAUGAUGGCCAGGAAGAUGAAAGAUACAGACAGUGAGGAGGAGAUCAGAGAAGCUUUCAGAGUCUUUGACAAGGACGGUAACGGCUACAUCAGUGCAGCAGAGCUACGGCAUGUCAUGACCAACUUAGGGGAGAAGCUUACCGAUGAGGAGGUGGAUGAAAUGAUCCGUGAAGCCGACAUUGACGGCGAUGGUCAGGUCAACUACGAGGAGUUUGUCCAGAUGAUGACUGCCAAGUGAAGACAUCACUGACAUUUCUCUCAGCAUUGCUUGUCCUUCCUAAGAUCACUGUCUUCAAAAAAAAACAUAAAAAGGAGCAAUUAUCAAAUGAUAAACUAACUUCCCCUCAAUAUCACUUACAUGUAGAAUUUAGCAUUUUCCAACUACUUCAAAGGUAUCUGUUUAGCAAAACACCAACAGAAUAAUCCCUGGAGAAGUUAAUGGACCAAGCUUUAAGAGGGCAGAAGCCCUCAUACUUCAGACCAAGAUUUUGCUUAGACACCCAAGCUCUUGAUUAAUUUAGAGGAAAGAGCAACACUGAAAUGGUAGCAGAAUAGGAGCCAUGCCACAGUUUGUAUAGAGAAGCCAGCUAUUCAAAUCUUACCAAAUAAUCUUGACCAUAAAAGCUGAAUUGAGUACUCCUAUUGCAUGCACCCUUUCUGUGACAGUUUUCUUGUCGCAACAAGGAGGCUCUGAUCCAUUCAGAGGUACUGGUCAGAGCGUGUACACUGGAGGAACAUACAUUAAUAUAUAUAGUUCUAUAUCUGUUAAAGAAUUGUGUCACUAUUGAUAAUUGCAAGAGCAAAUGGUUGCAGUGUUGGGUGUUCAUUGGUGCUCGGGUUAAGAUGAGAUUUCUUACACCUUUGUAGAGUUUGGACAACAAUGGGAGACGCGAAAGUGCUGAAGACUUUGUUCCCUCUGGGAAAGUUGAAUUGUCUUGCUUUGAGUCGCGGGCUUUGCCUGCAGCACCAACUAAAGACGGUAGUAUGUUGUAUUGCUUCAGGAUGAUUAUUGUGAAAACACAACUUGAAGGACUGCAGUUAUUACAUUUGUUCUGCAAACGGAUAUCCUGAUGAUACAAUAUUGAUGUAAUGCUUUAUAAAUGUGUUCUCAAAUAUUAAUGUAUUGAUGACAAACCUUGGUCACAAAAUAUAUAUAUAUAUAUAUAUAUAUAUACAUACAUACAUACAUACAUACAUACAUAUAUACGUGUGUGUAUCGUGAAGUUUGCAUUGCCUAUUGUUGUAGUAAAAUGACAUGUGACAUGUUUUCUCCUUGGUUUUGAGAUGUGCCAUAAUACUCUACACUUAAAAAAAACACCUCAGCCUUUAUGCAGGACUUGUAGUUCAUUAGAAUAUAAUAACUUACUUAAUGAAAUGGCAUAAUACAUGCAGUUAAACAUACUUGGUAUAAAUCAUGUGGAUAUUACAAAGGUUUAGAAAAUAAAAAAAAACAAAUGUCACAUACAACAACAACUCCUACUGUUUGUUUCACUCAUAUCUUGUCCUUGGUGUCUGACCUUCAGUUUGUAGUUCAGAGAUUCAAACUUCACUCUGCUUGCUGUUUUAAUGAACAUGAAUAUAUACUGUAUAUCAACCAAUAUCUAAAUGUGAUGGGCUGGGGAGGGGUGUUUUGGCUGUUAAAAUGGGACGUACAGGUGGGCAGUACAUGUAGUUGUAGCAAAGAACUCCGCUUUAGAUGUGACAGUGGAUCCAGAAAUUUGCAAAGCACGUUAGCAGAGAUGACUCGGAUUCCUAAAAUAAGUCUAAAUAUUAAAUGCUGCUCAGUUUGAGGCGUUGCAAUUGAUUACCUUUGACUCUGAUGUAUGGAUGAAAACCGUGACAAGACUGUUUAUUUCUGGAGGUAUCAAAUAUGUAAAGAUGUGAUAUAUUUUCCAUAAAUCAAUAAACUGACUGAGCAUUACUCCA